AAACAAAUCUGACCUGCCUGCUGCUGUAAUCUCACGCAGCAGCAGCAGCAGCAGCUAAGCAGCAAUGGCAACCGGGCAGUAGGGCAGUUAUACAUGUCACAAGAGCCUGUGAGCCGAAAAACAUUUACACUGGGGCCGAGAGAAGACACAUAAGCAACAUGUCUCGACAUAGAAAUGUUCGAGGUUACAACUACGAUGAAGACUUUGACGAUGAUGACAUAUAUGGACAGUCUGUGGACGAUGACUACUGCUGUAUAUCACCAGCAACAGCGAAUCAGUUCAUCUACUCACGUCAAGAGAGGCAAGUGCCAAAGGAGGAGCCUUUAGAGGAAGAAUAUGAAGAUGAGGUUGUACCCUUGUCCCCUACCAUCAGCGACAACCUUGAUCCUCUUGAUCAAGCCAAGCUGUAUUCCUGUCUGGACCAUAUGCGGACUGUGCUGGGAGAUGCAGUGCCAGACUCAGUGCUGACCCAGGCAGCCAUAAAAUGUGGAUUCGACCCACAGAGGGCACUGGAUGCAGUUUUGUCUGAAGACACUAAGACAGUCCCACUUACCGGAAGUAAAAGUGAAGAGACGGCUUCGGUAGCAAGAGUUAGCUUGGAAAAAGCGCCGCUUCCACAAAGAACCAAACAAGAGGUCAUUGCUGAGAAAGGAGCCUGCUUGUCUGCUUCUCACACAGACAUUACAUCCAAGGCACAUAAACCCCACACUGAUGAGUGCAAGCAUACACCAUCACAUGUGCAAGCGAAUGCACCAAACUUGCGUGACCUCUUAUCGCAACAUAAGGCUGAGCCAGUGGUUAGCAGCUCUGAAAAUCAAAAUUGUAUUCGUCAAAACGUUGGUCCUGGCAUUAGUGCGACCGGUCUGGCACAGCUCAUGUCUGAGCAUGAGCAGAAGGUGUCAGGAGUAGAUGACACAGUGCGAGGUUUGGAUGUUCCCUCAUUAAGUGCUCUCACCAUUGGACCUAAUUCACCUCCGUCCAUUAUAUCCAAUCAGAAUAGUCUUUCUUUGGGAACUUUGGCAUCUUUAAACAUGUCUUCAGCAUCUCACAGCUCCGCUCCCUCCCUGCUUUCAGUUUCACUCAGUAGUCUUUCGCUAAACAUCCCCAAGACAACAACUGCAAGCUCUUCUCUGGCUGCUCCUCCUGGGUUCGGGAGUCUAAGUUCUGUCCUCCAAGGCAAUCAACACUCAGUGGGAGUUGGGACUGGAGGCAAAGCCACAAUGGCUGAUCCGAAGGGAAGUUUGUCAUUGGCUGAUUUAAUCCAGGAGCAUUCAAACCGCAGCCCAACAACUAUCAGUAACUGCUUCCCUACUCCCCAAAGCAGCAAAACCUCUGUGAAGUGCCAGGGGAUAGCUGCACCAGCACAAAUGCUCUCGUUGUCUGAGCUUGCUUCACAGCAUCAAAACAGGAAAACACACGAACGACCAGAAAACACACUCCUCUUUUCUAAACGAGCUAAGAUUAUUCCUGCAUGCUCCGGGACUGGGGCUGUCUCAUUGUCUCAGCUUGCCCUGCAGCAUCAAACCAACAGUUCCUUAACUUCCUUUGAACCCGUCAGCACUGAAUCUCCAGCAGAUGCUCUGAAACAACCACCUGGCAUCUCUGAGCUGCCCGCUUUGUCACAUUUGGCGUCUGAACACAAAAGCAAAACCUCAACCACCUCAAGUGGGUCACAUUUCUCUGUAGCCUCGCUCCCUUCACCAGCAAAACCAGAGAGGGCUGGUGUGUUGGCAGAAAGUACUAUAGAGGGUGCUACCAAGCACAAACUCGACCACAAACAAUACCACCAAAACUCCAGGUCACCUAAGCUGAGGCAGACUAUUGAUUUGAGCGCACUCAUCGCCCAGUCAGAUGGAGCGGGCCCUCGUCACUUCGACCACGACCUCCCUUCACCGUCCUCCCAAGCUCCAGUUGUCUUGGGGCUGGGCUCUUCUGUUUUUGCACAACCAUCAGUAUUUGCCAUUACUUUGUCGAUUCAGAGCCACAGACAACCGAAGAGGAAGGGGAAAAUAAGAGGGUUAAGGGCAGGUAGUGGUUACCAGGCCUUUCUCUGUAAAUCGCAAGACAACAUCAAAGAGCAGCAAACUCCACUCUCACCAAUUAUACCAUUCCGCUUCAACACUCCGUCCCCCGACGACAUUGUCCGUGCUAAUCAGCAAAAAGCCUUCACCAGGUAGACAAGAGGAAAUAAAAAGCACUUAAUUCGGUUGCAACCAGAUUGGGGAGAUCUUUGUUGCCCUUGCUCCACCAAGUGAACUAAAGUCAAAGAGAUACAGCACUCAGGGUCCUCAGUCUUUAUGAACCUUUUUUAACUGUGUCCCACAAUCAGUCAUGUGGAGUACAGAAACGUUUUGGACCAACAGCAUGACCGAAUAACACACUCACUGCUGAACGCUGCUUAAAAACAGCUAAAAACAGUAUUACUAUAGCAUUCAUGUAUUGCUUUAUUUUAUACAGGCAGACGAUUCUUACGUUGCUACUACAUGCAGAACAAUGAUGUUUAGGUCAAACAGGAUCAAAGUCAGUCACACUGGCAGCUUGAAAAUACUCGCAGCUAUGUAAACGUACAGUAUUUUUAACUUUUUUUCAUCAUUUACUGUAGUUAACAUUUUUUCUACAUUUUAAAUUUGAUUCUUAUUUUUUGUAUGCUAAGAUGGCCAUUGGCUUUUUAAUUGACAUGUUUGUAUGAAAGUAAAGUAGUUUAAUCUUAGCCAGGGAAAAUUCAAAGUGUAUCUCUUUUUGCAUGGCCUCUUUUCUAGUUUCGAGCUGCAUGAACCCUCAAAAGAGGAAAAAAGAGGUUGAUUUUUUUGCAGGUGUGCUGCAGCUAUUGGAAUAUGGAUCAGUUAACCAUUGUACUGGUUUACUGCUGCUUGUGUUUGAGAUCAUGGGGUAGACAUUUUGGUUUAGAAGACACCUGGAGAUUUUCCCAUGAGGGAGAGAGAACGAACACACACACACACACGAGACAAAUGAACACUUUUAAUCUUUAAUAUUUGAUAAGAGUUUACUAUGAAUGCAGGCACUGUGAAUAAAGAGUGCAGAGAAUGAGUACUUUCUUACAAGCUUUUAAUAUUACAAUGUACAAAUGAAUUUGAUUUAUGCGGGGUGUGCCAUCACACUCUGCUAGAGGUUAAUUUGUCAAUUUUGAAAUAAAGAUGACUGAGUAUAUGGACCCUGAA
Micropterus salmoides (largemouth bass) is the source of this 3179-nucleotide messenger RNA. RefSeq names its product HBS1-like translational GTPase (gene hbs1l). Gene Ontology annotation, biological process: translation. Gene Ontology annotation, molecular function: GTPase activity; GTP binding. The coding region runs from base 159 to 2177 and encodes 672 amino acids. The transcript is spliced from 5 exons. The record is from RefSeq and is a predicted model, not a curated record. Lineage: Eukaryota; Metazoa; Chordata; Actinopteri; Centrarchiformes; Centrarchidae.